AUGGAGUGGGAGACAGUUCAUGUGGUCUCACAACAUCGUCCCCCUCAAGAGAGUACUUCUCCACCAAAGGCUCAUAAUCCAUCAAGGUUUGCAAAUAAGCCUUCCCCAAAUUCUGCUCCCACAAGUGCUACUUUUGAGCCAUCUUUAACUUUGGGUCUUCCUGGUGAGCCAUAUCAUCAAUUAGUGGCCUCCAAUUACAAAGGUGGUGGUAAUUCUCAUGAGGAAGCAAUAGAUUUGUAUAGGCAAGCUUCCUCACCUCAUAGCCAUAGCGCGGUCUCUUCCUUCUCUAGUGGUAGAGUGGUCAAAAGAGAGAGAGACCUUAGUAGUGAGGAGGUUGAGGUAGAGAAAGUCUCUUCAAGAGUAAGCGAUGAAGAUGAAGAUGGCUCUAAUGCUAGAAAGAAGCUUAGGCUCACCAAGGAACAGUCUGCCCUCUUAGAAGAAAGCUUCAAACAACAUAGCACUCUCAACCCCAAGCAAAAGCAAGCUUUAGCCAGGCAGUUAAAUUUGAGGCCAAGACAAGUGGAAGUAUGGUUCCAAAAUAGGAGAGCCAGGACAAAGCUUAAGCAAACUGAGGUAGAUUGUGAGUUCUUGAAGAAGUGCUGCGAGACGCUAACGGAUGAGAACCGGAGGCUACAAAAAGAGCUACAAGAACUCAAGGCACUCAAGCUAAGCCAACCUUUGUACAUGCAUAUGCCGGCAGCCACCCUCACUAUGUGUCCUUCUUGUGAAAGGAUUGGAGGUGUGGGCAGUGAGGGAGCUUCCAAGAGCCCAUUUUCAAUGGCUCCAAAGCCUCACUUCUAUAAUCACUUCACCAAUCCCUCAGCAGCUUGUUAA
Messenger RNA from Prunus armeniaca (apricot), 834 nucleotides. NCBI's taxonomy places the organism in Eukaryota, Viridiplantae, Streptophyta, Magnoliopsida, Rosales, Rosaceae. The record is from the annotation of a GenBank genome assembly.